UCUUUUUAGAUGUUGUCCCAAUCUAUUUUGAGUGGUGUACGCGUAUUGCGCAUUGAAGCCCGCCGCAGCAUUGGUAUCGUUGCCCCAGCCUUGAGCAAAGCUUCCGAUCCCAUCCAACAAUUGUUUUUGGACAAAGUUCGUGAAUACAAACAAAAGAGCUCUGGCGGCAAAUUGGUUGAUCCUUCUCCCGAAAUUGAACGUGAAAUGAAAAACGAAUUGGAACGUGUUGCCAAGCAAUUCGGCAGUGAUGGCAAAACCGACAUGACCAAAUUCCCUGACUUCAAAUUCCCCGAAGUUAAAGUUGAUCCCAUCACAUCUGCCAACUAG
Molecule: messenger RNA, 327 nt
Organism: Musca vetustissima
Lineage: Eukaryota; Metazoa; Arthropoda; Insecta; Diptera; Muscidae
Gene: ATPsynCF6
Product: ATP synthase-coupling factor 6, mitochondrial
Exons: 2
Coding region: 10-327 (105 amino acids)
Biological process (GO): proton motive force-driven ATP synthesis
Molecular function (GO): proton transmembrane transporter activity
Source: RefSeq, a predicted model, not a curated record